AUGACUGAGGAAGCCAUCACAUCUACAAUUACUAGAACAGUCACUCUCACGCGGAUGAGCAACGGCACUAGCAUAUCCUACGAGACCAAUUUCAUGGAUUAUAUAAUCGCCGCGACAGUGACUUUGCCCUGCCCGAGUAGCACUGCCGUCAACUCGGCUACCAACCUAUGUCGCAAAUGCACCAAGACCAAGUUGUGGACCACCAUGCUGAACGCCACAUUGACCGCCACGCCGUGUGCAAAGCUUCACCAAGGCGGUACUGCUGCCGAUGCCAGGAACCGCAACCGUGAACACCACUAUUUUCGAGACGCCGUGGAUGGUAACCCUCACCAAGACCGGUCCCAAAACACCAGAGGCGAUGCUCAUAAUCAGGACCGCUUCUGA
Molecule: messenger RNA, 384 nt
Organism: Pyricularia grisea
Lineage: Eukaryota; Fungi; Ascomycota; Sordariomycetes; Magnaporthales; Pyriculariaceae
Exons: 2
Coding region: 1-384 (127 amino acids)
Source: RefSeq, a predicted model, not a curated record